Sorghum bicolor (sorghum) is the source of this 2647-nucleotide messenger RNA. RefSeq lists its product as uncharacterized. The record is from RefSeq and is a predicted model, not a curated record. Bases 152 to 895 code for a protein of 247 amino acids. The transcript is spliced from 8 exons. Lineage: Eukaryota; Viridiplantae; Streptophyta; Magnoliopsida; Poales; Poaceae.
ACAAAGCGGGUUCUCAAAUCGCGACCGCAAAGCUCUUCCAGCCUCCAGGAUUUUCUCCCCAUUUCUGGUGCGAAGUCCGCUGGAGGAGCGUGUGGCGAGAGGAAGAGCACAGUGCGGUGGGAGUGAGGGACUGAGGGAGGGGCAUGGUCGCAUGGAGGCGCAGGGUCGCUGGGCAGGAGAAAGAGAAACCCGCCGCAGCUGCGGUGGCGGCUCUAACUAUGUAGCCAAGCACGUCGGAAUCCAAAACCAGGUCUUGAAGUGGCUGCAGCAUUUCUCUGACAGGGUGGAGGAGAGAGCUAAAGAGGCUGCGACGGAGGUGAAUGGGCUGCUGGAGGAGGCCGGGGCGCUGGAGCUGGACAUGAAGACUACUGUACUAGCCUUCGACAACCUCACCAGGAAAAGGUUCACUGAACAUAAAGUUUCUGAUGAAGAUCAUAUCAACUUGAAAACAAGAGACAGUAUACGAAGUUCUACUCAGUCACAAGUGCGAGCUCAGGAUUGUGAACGUGAUAUCUUACCAAGAUACAAAGAAGCAUUACAUAUAGGACUUGCUUCCUGUAAGGAUCACUUUCAAAAGAAAGGCCGAUUGACCACCUCUGUUUUCAGGGCUAUGUCGACAUACAGUCCUCUCCCGCAUAUUAUUGGUUCUGAAGAGUAUAAUCAUGAUAGUAGCUGUGGCUUGGCAGAUGAUGCACAAACUAUGACUAAUGACUUCAGCUGGUUGCGAGAGUUUCAAGGGGAGUCUUCAGACUCUGGACCUGAUGAUCUAUUUGGAUCUCAAACGCUUGGAGUGCAGCAAGGUUUUGAAAAGGGGGAAACAGACUCUCUAGUAUCUGCUUCACGAGAAUUUAGAGCAAUGUUGGAAGCUGCACUUGUUAAUCCUUACAAGUUCUAGGAUGAUGCGAGUACUACAGCACGAGGUGCUUCCGUAGAGAAUACAAGCACAAGUGAAGUACACCAUAACACAGACCCAGCUUUGGCAACCAGGAUGGGUGGAGCAGCGGGUGAAAGAACAAAAGCAGAUAAUGCUGAAGAGGCUGAACUUCUGGCAAGCUUACAAAACCCAGACAUCAAUGUUCGUGACAUCUAUUCUGCCUUGGUUAGAGAGGGACUGUUUGAUGCCGGUGAUGAGAUACUAGCCAUGGACCCGGCAUCAGGAUCAGAUAAUCCUGCAGUUACUGAUUCAGCUGAAAGUCCCUCCCUGGUGAAUGAAACUGUUCUAAAUGAGGACGAUGAAAAAUUGAUUGAAGAUGAUAAUGCCGCAUUGCCGUCUGAGAAAGAUGAAAGUUUCUGAAUCAUCCUAGGCCUGGCUUUGCUGAUAUUGGUUAAUUCUGUUGGGGGUGCCUUUUGCCUUUCUUUUCCCCUCCCAUCCUGCUCGUAAUUAUUUUUCUAGAAUAUAAUGAAGUGACAAGGUCUUAACAGAGAUAGAGACGCCGUGAAUUUUGUCUGUCAUUUCUGUCCGUAUUUUGUUACUACUAGAAAUUUGGUGGACUGUGCAUUGGGUAACAAAACUGUGCAUUCUAUUGUCAGUGUGACUGUCAUUACUGAAUCGGUGUGGCAACAUCUGGAAAGAGCAGCAUCGGUACAGUGGCAGGCAGAAGAUGCGUACCCAUGCCAAAAUCUUAUCGGGCGUGCGUGCGCCGCUUCAGUUAGCUUCAGUUACAAAGUAGGCAGUUUGGAAAUCUUCAGCAAAGCCACCAGGAAUGUCUCUCCAACACUAACAACGCCAAAACUAGAGAGCAUCUCCAACAACUUUGUAAAAUUCACUUGCUAAAUCUUGGAUUAUAACUAGUUGCUAAUUUAUUUGGCAAGGGAAAAAAAGAUGUGUCUCCAACAAAUUGCUAUUCUCACUUAGAGGAAUGGAAUCCACUUGUCAUUGUCUAUUUCUUCUUCCCCUUCCUCCAGGAAGGCGCUUCCGGCGGCCGCUCUUCCCCUGGUCCCCGGCGGCCUUGUCCGCGCGGCCACCGCCGUCAUCCGGAAAGCUGGUGGCCCGUGGGCAUGCGACCGCGACGCCGCAGCUGCUCCCCGUGCUGUCUGGACGUUUGGUCACCUCCGCUCAUGGUCGCUUGCUGCACCUCCUUGUCCGGUUCCUGCUCCGCCCGGCGCCGCGGGAUCCCGGCGACGCGUACGGUGGCGACGCGAACGCCACCACGUUCCAGGGACAGCUCCAGCAGCUGUUCCACCUCCACGACGCCGGUGUCGACCAGUCCUUCAUCGAUGCGCUGCCGGUGUUCUUGUACGGCGCCGUGGUCGGCGCCGGCGGGAUUCGACUGCGCAGUGUGUCUCUGCGAGUUCGCGGACGACGACCGCCUCCGCCUCUGCGAGUUCGCUGCAGCCCGCUGGUGUUCCUGUGAAGCUCGGCAAGUUCAGAAGCCAGCAGGCCUCCGUCUCUGCGAGUUCGCUGCAGCCCGUUGGUGUUCCUGUAGUGGAUGACGAAGUUGAUGAGGGGUUCUUUUUGCAGCGGAGGGAGAUUGCAGCAGCGAUACGCGCGGAUAGGGAGUGCGGAUGUAUAUGCGCGCGGCGACGAUGUUUAGCAAGUUGGAAUAAAUAUCAAGUUGAUUUAGAGAGUUGUUGGAGAGGAUUUUUUUGUGUUUUUGCCAAGUUUAUAAGAAUACCAAGUUGAUUUAUGGAGUUGUUGGAGAUGCUA